UCUUUGAUUAACAUUUAAGUAUAAGUGGUAAAUCCUGUCACUGGAAAUUUGUAUAAAAAUCAUACUGGGGGCGAGAAUGUUUUUUGAGAGAUUUUUCAGAAAUAGGAAUACCAACUACAGUGUAAUUAAAUGAGAAAGGAAAAAAUGUGCGCGCAAACUAAGAGAUGAGCAUUUUUGAUGGGUGCAUUUCAAGUACAUGACAUGCUAAUACUAUGAAAUUCCAUGUCAUGUGCCACAUCUUUAUUUUUUUUGAGAAAUUAAGAGAAACUAGCAUUUGAAAUCUUUUUUCCCCACCUCUUCCACACAGCCUUUAUUCCUUUAACAAAUAUGGUCUAGCACAAAAUAUAUUGACACUGUUUUGUUGCAGUUAAUUGGUAUGUUGAACAUACAUCAAAAUGUAUACAUAUUUCAAAUAAGUGAAUGUCUAUAGCCAUAUUUUCAUAUUUAAUAUAUUUCAAACAAAUCAUACAUUGAGUUUCUAUAUCCUUCUUCUCUCUUUCUCCAGAUGGGAAAAGCAAUUCAGUAUUCAACACAUAGGUAAUCCUAUUGACAACGAUAAAAUAUUGGAAGUAAAAACAGAAAAAUGACUCAUUAAAAAUCUCCACGAUUUAAACUAAUUAAUUGAAACAGCCAGUAGAUGGCAGCAGAGGCCAAAUUGGAAAUGGCUGCUGUAUUUCUUAGCUCUUUCUUUCACAAUUUAAUUAUUUUCACCUAAGUUUCUCAAUAGUCUAAAGGUUUGUAAAUAAUUCUUAUACUGUAACCAUGAAGAUGACUAAAUACGUAAUUUGCAUAUCAUAUCAGAACCUGGAGUGAUUGCCCCUGCCAACCAAAAAGGGGAAAAUUGUUUCCACUUUCAAUUUACAGCUUUGGUUUCUCAUCCUCGCUGGAACGGAGAUGGGAGUUUAGUUCUCCGAAUAAUCGCAUUUGCGAGUGAUCAUUCAUAGCAACGCUCAUAAUCUCAUACUUAUGGAAAAAUCUGUAUUUAUUUACAAAAACAACCAAAGCAGAAACGUCAACCAGAGUGAAAUGAAGGAAAAAGAGCAGCACCAGGCCCCGCCGCUUCUCUGCCGCAUUGUCUGGCUCGCACAGCAGCCCCCCACCCCCCUCACGGUCUUACUCAAAACUGUAGAAAAUGGCGGCGAACGGUAGAGACGGGCCAAGGAGAGAAGUGAUGUGUCAGGAAAUCUGAUUGGUCAGAUUUUGCCGCAGCGCCCAAAUCCUUGAAACCCAGAGAGGAGCAUUUCCAACCCAAAACAGCCGCAAACGCGCGCCCCUCGCCCGACAGACGCACCAGAAGGGCAGCGAGACGACCCGCAACGCGCUUUGAAAGCGGCUGCUGUUUUAAGCAAGGGACACGGGAGACUCCACUAGAAUCCCCGGAGGUAGGGCUUGAUAAUAAGUCUCCGCAUCCCAACUGUGUGCGCGGCGGGGUUAUAGGAAUCCGGGGACAGGGGGCUCCGUCUUUAUUGUCCUAGAAAGCCUUGGGGAGUGUAACUCCCGCAGGGAACAGACACCUGGGGUGGGGGAGGGGAGAGAGGCGGGCUACCCCCCCGCCCCGCCCCUUUUCAGUUCUCAAUCAGGUCGCCACGCAGACAAUAUACCGAGACUUAGUGCCUCGUGUUCGGAGCGGGUCAGCUGUGUGUGAUUUGAUUUCGGCAUGUCUGGUCGCGGUAAGGGUGGUAAAGGUUUGGGGAAGGGGGGUGCUAAGCGCCAUCGUAAAGUGCUUCGGGAUAACAUCCAAGGUAUUACGAAGCCGGCGAUUCGUCGCUUGGCUCGACGCGGGGGAGUAAAGCGUAUUUCGGGUUUGAUCUACGAAGAGACCCGGGGAGUGCUGAAGGUGUUCUUGGAGAAUGUGAUCCGCGAUGCUGUCACUUACACGGAACACGCCAAGCGAAAGACUGUAACGGCUAUGGAUGUGGUUUAUGCUCUGAAGCGCCAGGGUCGUACUCUCUAUGGUUUUGGCGGCUAAACGGCUCAUUAAAGUCAACAGGAUAACCCAAAGGCUCUUUUAAGAGCCACCCACACUUUCACAAUAAGAGUUGAAUUAUUUUCAUAAUAUGGGCGACAGCUCUUCAGUUUAACUUGAGAAAUCCAAAAGUGGGUUUUUUUUUGUUUUUUUUUUAAGUCUUAAGACUCAUACCCGCUAUUCCUGUUUUAAAUGCGAAGAUCUCUACGGUACAGAUAAACUAGGAAUUCAAAACUGUAAAAAUGCUUGUACUUUAAAAAAUUUUUUACAAAAUCUUACAAUUUGGUGUCUAUGUUUAACGCUGCAAAGAACAUUAGCGAAAUUUGGGUUUUUAAGCCCAAUAACCCUCUACAUUGUUACUUUUUUGCAACUUAAUAAAAUCAAUUAAAAAUACAUAUAGCUCUUAUGUAAAGUAGGUCUGAAAAGAGCUU
This is a messenger RNA of Chelonoidis abingdonii (Abingdon island giant tortoise), 2397 nucleotides long. Lineage: Eukaryota; Metazoa; Chordata; Testudines; Testudinidae. The record is from RefSeq and is a predicted model, not a curated record.